Messenger RNA from Staurois parvus, 243 nucleotides. Lineage: Eukaryota; Metazoa; Chordata; Amphibia; Anura; Ranidae. The record is from the annotation of a GenBank genome assembly.
CAUUUGGAGGAUAUCUGUACCGUCCUGACAUUUGGGGGAUAUCUGUACCGUCCUGACAUUUGGGGGAUAUCUGUACGUGUCCUGACAUUGGGGGAUAUCUGUACCGUCCUGACAUUUGGGGGAUAUCUGUACCGCCCUGACAUUUGGGGGAUAUCUGUACCGUCCUGACAUUUGGGGGAUAUCUGUACCGUCCUGACAUUUGGGGGAUAUCUGUACCGUCCUGACAUUUGGGGGAUAAUCUGU